Ziziphus jujuba (common jujube) is the source of this 1913-nucleotide messenger RNA. RefSeq lists its product as uncharacterized. Gene Ontology annotation, molecular function: poly(A) RNA polymerase activity; mRNA binding. The coding region runs from base 109 to 1641 and encodes 510 amino acids. Lineage: Eukaryota; Viridiplantae; Streptophyta; Magnoliopsida; Rosales; Rhamnaceae. The record is from RefSeq and is a predicted model, not a curated record. Gene Ontology annotation, biological process: RNA 3'-end processing. The transcript is spliced from 13 exons. Gene Ontology annotation, cellular component: TRAMP complex; nucleolus.
UUUAAUUUUUUUUUUUUGGGGCAAAACCCUAAAUUCUAGUUGGACUUUUAAUUUUGGAAGCUGCAAGCUCUUUGGUCUCUGUAUGCUCGUUCCUCUAUCAAAUCCCCAAUGGAGGAGGCCCCACAAAGCUUUCUCUACGAAACUUUAAGCCCUCUCUCCGUCCCAACCGCCGGCCAAUCUUCGCCGUCCGAUGACCUCGAACCCUACUCCGUUUUCCGGAAUGAGAUCUCCCUCACCACCCUACGGUGCACCUCCCCGGAAUCCGCCGCACCUGAUUUCUUCUCCCUCGAUGUUAACGCCGACGGCUCUGAUCCAGUUCUCGUAUCCCCGGCUCGGCCUAGAGAGGCUGAGCCGACGACACCAGCUCGUGAAGCCGAGCCGAGACUUGAGAGUGGGUGGUUCCGUGGCAAUAAUAAAUUCAAGAGCCCUAUGCUUCAGCUUCAUAAAGAGAUAGUGGAUUUCUGUGAGUUUCUAUCUCCAACUCGAGAAGAGCAAGAUGCACGGAAUGCAGCAAUUGAAGGUGUCUUUAAUGUUAUCAAAUAUAUAUGGCCUUACUGUAAGGUAGAAGUUUUUGGAUCGUUCAGGACUGGGCUGUAUCUUCCAACUAGUGAUGUUGAUGUUGUUAUUCUGGGGUCGGGUAUCCCAACACCACAGCAAGGCUUGCAGGCUCUUUCUAGGGCAUUGUCACAGAGGGGCAUCGCAAAGAAGAUACAGGUUAUCGCUAAGGCUCGUGUACCAAUUAUUAAAUUUGUAGAGAAGAGAAGUGGUGUUGCCUUUGAUAUAAGUUUUGACGUACACAACGGACCAAAAGCUGCAGAGUUUAUAAUGGAUGCUGUAUCUAGGUGGCCUCCUUUACGGCCUUUGUGUUUGAUUUUGAAAGUAUUUUUACAACAGAGAGAAUUGAAUGAGGUAUAUUCUGGCGGAUUAGGUUCUUACGCCCUCCUUGCCAUGCUCAUGGCAAUGUUGCAGAGCCUCAAGGACUGCCAAACUUCACAGGAAGAAAACCUGGGAGUUCUUUUGGUACACUUUUUUGAUUUCUAUGGACGGAAGUUGAACACUUCAGAUGUUGGUGUAUCUUGCAAUGGCGGAGGAACCUUCUUCUUGAAGAGUAGCAGAGGGUUCACAAAUAAGGCAAGGCCCUUUCUUAUUUCCAUUGAGGACCCACAGACACCGGAGAAUGACAUCGGAAAGAAUUCCUUCAAUUAUUUUCAGAUUAGAUCGGCUUUUGCAAUGGCCUUUGCAACAUUGACAAAUCCAAAGACCAUUUUGAACCUAGCCCCAAAUAGGAGCAUACUGGGUACGAUUAUCAGACCUGACCCGGUCUUAAUAGAGCGCAAAGGAGGAUCAAAUGGGCAAGUGACCUUUGAUAGCUUGCUUCCUGGAGCAGGGGAGCCAUUAGAGUCACAGUAUGGUCAGCAGGAGCUUCUCUGCAAUUGGCAGUUGAACGUCGAAGAAGAACCGCUGCCACGGGGAGAUGCUAAUGAACAUUCAUCUGGAAAGAAGAGGAAAGUUUCUAAGGAGAAAUCCGGUAAGAAAAAGGCCAAAGAUAAUGGGGAGGUGGUGAAGGUGAGGCACGGAGAGAAGCGGGGAAAGAAGAAACGCCAUAGUAACCAAGACGAUUCCAAUGGUUUUGGUCGUUAAUUUGGCACUUCUUCAUGGAGUCACUAGAAUUCUUAUUCUUAUCACUAUCACCAUUGAGUUCUGAUUCUUUCUCCACAGGCUAGAUUCCCAGAAAAUUUUGCCAUUUAUAUAUAUAUAUAUAUAUAUCACCGAUGAACGAGCAGAUGGAAUCGUCAAAUGCUAUUCUGUAUUAUUGCCGUUCUUCUUCAGAUUUGUAGCAUGAAGUAGACAACUGUGAUUCAUUUUUUGCAACACAAAUUUUUUUUUUAAUCAAUUUUUUUUUAUUUCAUUUC